AUGUUCUUUGCCGACGGCGUUCGGCGGACUGACUACGUGAUUGCCUUCACCUUACCACCGAAGUGCCUCAAAUUGCAGGAUGACUUCUUUUCCAGUCUCCUGGAUUAUGGAAUUGAAAUCGAGAUGGAGAACUGUGACGGGCAGAUUUUCGACUUCAAGGACGCCGCGUCCGUUGGCGUGUUGGGCGAAAAAGGCGUUGGAAUUGCGAGGCUGCACAUCACGUGGACCCAGUUGCUAAGGGUUGCGGAAGUUCUGCGCUUCCAGAAGCCCGUCGUAUUUGACGAAUACUUCUUCAUUUCAUUCGGCGUCGAUCGAAUAAAAACAUUCAAGAGUAUUUCAAACGAGGAAGAUUUCUUCUCUCCGCUUGAACGGACGGAGGCAAUUGAGUACAUCCUGAGGCGCGUCACCGUCCAACCACACGCCACUUCUGACUCCGACCACAACACCUUGCUGCCCUCCGCUGGUGUUUACGAGCACCUGAGAAACACGGUCUUCUUGGCUGCAUUUCCGCUUCACGAGCCGGAAAUACCUGGCGGACUGCGUUCAAGGCUGAUCGCUAAUUGGGCAUCCUGCUCAAGUUUGUUAAACAAACAGCCACUGGACGACAUCAGGGCCUACUUCGGAGAAAGAGUGGCGUUUUGCUUUGCUUGGACCCAAUUCUACAUGUGGUGCUUCUUGGGCAUAUUCCUCGUGUCCUUUGGCGUGGCGAUAAUUCCCUCAAUCCUGCCAAAUUCCCCUCACUCUAUAAUAUCCGAGAUCUGUGCCCCGAACGCCACCACCUACAUCAUGUGUCCUUCAUGCAGUGUCAAGGGCUGCCGAUUUCGGAAGCUGAGCGAUGCCUGUGGGGACUUGUCGUUGAUUUACUUCUUCGACAAUCCAAUCUCAACUUUUCUGGCAUUCAUUGCGCCAAUCCUGGGCACACUGUGUUUGAAUCUGUGGAUCUACGAACAGAGCAAACUGCAACACCGGUGGCACGUGCAGGAUUACCGAAUAACCGACGAACCACCACGACAGGAGUUUUUGGCGCGUCUCCAUGGUAAACCCAGCUCUUCCACGAUACAUCGCUCGUAUUGGCGAUUCACAGCUCCUGUGCACGCUGUUACCUACCUCAUUACUUGUCUGCUAAUUGGACUAACGGUUGCACUGACCUUCACCACAAUGUACGUGGGUUAUCGCCUCGAAAUCUACUUUUUGCAAUGUGCCAACGAGUUUUGCAACAAACAUGCUACUUAUUUGGCCUUCGCUGUUGACCACACUCUCAAUGCAGUGGGCAUUUGCGCGCUGAGCUGGAUUUACAAGACCUGGGCAGAAAAAUCGACCAGCUUCGAGUGUCACCGUACGCAAUCCCAACACGACAGAAGCCUCAUGCUGAAAUUGUUUUUCCUGGAAUUCAUCAAUGUCUACCUCUCGUUGCUGUCGGCAGUGGUUAUUCGCGCUGUGAAUGUCUCAUUUCCUGGCCAAAGUCACGCGAUGUUUGAACCACCUGAGUGGCCAGUUUGGACGGGUCUAUUUGCCAUUUUCUACGAAGUUUACAUUGAGUGUACCGUGAUUGUUGUCGUGAAAGGAAUCAGGCAAUGGCUCCCACGCGAUUGGUGGACACGUCUGAGAAGGAAGAUUGGUCCUUCGGGCCAGGUACCUGUCCCAGGGAACAGUGGAAGCCCUGCCUAUCGACACUGCCUCGACAAUCUCGCUCUCUGCAGUCCUGAUGCCCGACCCCUCUUUCAACAGUACCUCUACAUGUGCCUGUUCAUCGGUUUCGCGGUGAUGUUUCUGCCCGCGUCUUUUCCCUGGAUCAUCAGUCUCCUCCUGUUCGCCACCCUGACGGUUCGUGGGCUGGCGAUGAAACUCACUCGCACGAUGCAUCGCUUGGUAGCGCACAGGGCGCGUUCCAUUGGGAUUUGGACUCAAGUUCUCAAAGGACUUACUGCGUUUUCCAUCCUCACAAACGCCUGCCUCAUUGCCUUCUCGAGUGAGUUUGUCAACAAACUUGUCUACCAGUUUCACUACUCACCGGACGGUAGUCUUCGCGGCUACACCGAAUUCACCCUCUCCUACAUGGAUAUUGAUAGUUUCGAGAUCGCCGACGAGGACAGAAGCCUUUUAAAUGGCGCCAGGGUCUGCAGGUAUUUCGGCUACCGAGAGCCACCGACCAGUGAGAAACCCUACCAUCUGACAUCGGUGUUCUGGCACAUUCUAGCGGCCAAAUUUAUCUUCAUCUUCGUUUUUGCGGUAUCCGUCAUUUUCAUCAACUGGCUGCUGAGUUGUAUCAUUCCACGGACUGCGGCAAACUCGAAAAAGGCUCGUGAAGCCGAAUCCAGGAUGGCCAAGGCCAUGAUAUUCAACAGAUCGUCAUUUAAUCAGGACAGUACGAAGCCGUCUAGACACCAGCUCACGUUGGCAAAGGGACUGAAGCUGGUGUACAUACUGCGUGACGACCGUUACUAG
This is a messenger RNA of Mesocestoides corti, 2445 nucleotides long. The record is from the annotation of a GenBank genome assembly. Lineage: Eukaryota; Metazoa; Platyhelminthes; Cestoda; Cyclophyllidea; Mesocestoididae.